CAAUCUACACCAUGAAUUGUAUGUUAAUGACGGUCUGUAUGACCACAAAAGGUUCUGUAUAUUCUGUCCAGCUCGGCUGAUGACCUAAGACAGCAUGGACAGCCCGCCCAAACUAACAGGGGAAACGCUGAUUGUACAUCACAUUCCCCUUGUUCAUUGCCAGAUUCCAGACAGACAGUGCUGUAGUAUGGGCAAACGAUCAAACCCUUUCUGCCAUACUGAUCUAGGAAUCACAAGGACUACUUCUCUACCAGAGAAAGACCUACUUCAGAAGGAGACAUUAGUUUAUAGCAGCUUAAUUCAGGCCUCAUGUUUACCCUUUGGUGCUUCAGAUGAAAUUGAAGUCCGGCAUCCUGACUUAAAAGGAACAGGCGGUGAACAGCACAAUUCAUUCAUUCUCAAUGAGUACAUUGGCCCAGAAAACUCCAGUCACAGUUCCUUCCAUCUUCAGAAGAAUAGGAACAUGAAUAAACCACCAUUUCCUCUGCAUGAACAACCAUUUCACCUACAUGGCAUUGAAAACAUCACAAAGCAAUGGAGCCUGGCCAGCAGACAAGGGAUUGCGGAGGGUCAAGAAGAGCAGAAUGGUAUAGCUGACGGCAAGACGUCAAAUCAAAUCAUCAUGUCAAGACCACCUUCAGAUGAUCAAUUGGAGCUACCAAUGUGCAAUUAUAAUAACGGUAGCAGUUCAUCCUUAUUCUUUGAUUGUGAUCAAGGCUUGGACAGCAGCCCAGAUGGAUCAUUCAGAAAGCAAGAUUUACUAGAGAGUAGAACAUGUAGCAGUUCUAGCCUAGAUAUCCAACAAAACAGAGGUAUCUUUUCAGAUCAAUCUGAGAUAAUAGACAAUCAGCAUAUGACUUACAACAGUGAUUCAUCAUGUAACAGUUCUGAUGGUGUGCUGGUCAACUUUACUGCAAUCUACAAUAAGAUGAAAAGCCAGUCAAAGUCUAACUUGAGCUUGGGUAAUGUGUCCCAUGACUCUUCUUAUUGUGGUCAUCCAGAGAUGGGAGCAUUCUACUUGGAUCUACAUUCAUCGCCCAAUGAACCAAAGAAUUCAUGUGAGAUUCACAAUGAAGACAGUGUUAUGACAACCUGUUCAUGCCAUCAGCGAUGUUCGCCAGCUCUUGAUGCCAACUGCAAUUCAUAUCAUCUACCGUGUGAAAAUAUGCCCUGUUCUUCAGAAAAUUCUGAUUUCACUGCAUGCUUUCAAAGUCACGCAAGACUGGUUGUUGCAACACAAAACUAUUAUAAAUUAGUGACUUGUGACUUGUCUUCUCAGUCUACCCCCAGCCCAGUAGAGUCUUCAAUUACAAGCUGCUCAGAGGAACACACAAAAAGUACAAGUCCUGGCCAACCUACAGAGUAUUAUCUCUUCCAGAAACCAGAAGAUAUGAAAAAGGAUAACAGAAUUGAGGAGUGUGUUGAGGAGACAGCAAUGGUGGAAACUACUGAAGAUCUCAUUGAAGGUCAAGUGUAUGUGAAUGUUGCUGCAUCGAACACUGCUGGCAGGCAGAGAUCAAGGAGUUACGAUCGCAAUCUAGAUAAGAGCCCUUCUCCUCGGCUAGGAUCGUUGGAACGCAUGUAUAGCUGCCCGGGCAAGCUUAGUGAUGGUCAAUCUGGGACAUCUCAGAGAUCACCACCGAGACGAGUCACUUCAUUUGCUGAAAUAGCUCGAACCAGGAAGCGGAGCGGGAACUCACCACCGUUGAAAUCCAGUGGAGAGUCGUCUCUGGAGUUUUCUCCAAUAUUGGAAAAUCAGAAAGAAAAUCAUGUAUUUCUUAAUCUAGACGAAGACCAUUACCACAGUCUGCCUGGGAUCUCAUCCACAAGGGUGGAUUUGACAGCCUCAUGUGGCGCACCUUUUAUUCAUCGUUUCAACAAAAAGGGCAGCAAAAAUGUGUAUGAAACAGAUCACCUGGAAAAUAAGAUGUCCUGCAGAACCCAACAUUCUGAAGAAGCCACUCAGAAACUGGAACCAAUAAAUACAUUCCAUAACCAGAUGGCAAACGGUGCUUCUUUUGAUGGUGGAGUGAAAGCAGAAGGUGGUGGAGCAGAAGCCAAGGGAGUUAUCCGUUACAGUAAGGAGCAGCGGCCAACUACUUUGCCUAUUCAACCUUUCAUCCUUCAUCAUCCGUUGAGCAAGCAGCUUCCCAGGAUUCGCCCAGUCCAAAAUCACAGUGCAUCUUCUGUCUCGUACAUGUACAGUAUUCCAAAUAGUCAACUGACAACAAAUGAACAUUCAACUUGCACUUCUAGUUCUUCUGCUGGUACGGCAUCGCUUGAGAAUAUUGCAGGUCAGGCACAAAAAGGCUUUGAAGAUGAAACACAGGGAAGCUCUCUACCGAUAAAUGAUUACGGUUUGAGGAGACCUGCUCCAGAUGCAAUUAGGCCAUCACCACUGGGCAGUUACUCACCAGUCAGGAGCAAUCCAGUUGUCUUACAGAGUGGAGAUUCGUCCUCUUCUAUUCUCUCACCAGAAAGAAAUGAUGUUAGCCACCCUCCACGAAGCAAAUCUUGCCCCUUAUCUGCUAGUCUUCUUCCAGGGCGGUCUUCCCCACCACGAAGUGUUGCUUCACCUCAUAAAGGUCAACUUGGACAGACCAGUGAUGUAGGUAGGCAGGGAAGAAAGAGUCCCAAGGAAACGCAGAAGAAGGAACAAGGAUACUUUCAGACUGCACAGAUGUCCAGUUAUUGUCCACAUCAAAAUGUGUUCCUACCAUCUACUAGCUUAACAUCAAGUAGUGUCAGGAGGCCUCUAGAUUACCAGAGAGAUAACCGAGGUCAAGGUGGAAAAUCAGGGCAGAUAAACAGCUUGGCAUCAAGCUCCAUUGCUGCUAACCACCUUUCACCUCAGACAUUAAAGUGGAGGGAAUAUCGGAGAAGAAAUCCUCUCACUCAUGGUCGUGUGACUGGAUUUGUCAAUAAUUUGGAUCCUAAACUGUCAGGUGCUGGGAUGACUAGGAAGAAUGCCUAUCUGGAAUUCUCUGGCCUAAGUGGUGUUAACCAUUUACGUUCAAAGUUAUAUGGCCAGUCAGUCAAGCAGCUCCAGAGCUAUUACAACGAUUUCUUUCCAGAUUACUUCUCCCUGGCUGAGAAACCUCCGGCUGAAUUCUGCUUAUCCCCUGAUGGAAACACUGAAAGUGUCUCCAUUGACUUGUUACAGAAGAAAGGUCUUGUUAAGGCUGUGAACACUGCUGUUGAUCUAAUUGUAGCACACUUCGGGACAAGUAGAGAGCCUGGCGUGAAGGCCAAGCUCGGCAACAGUUCAGUAAGUCCGAAUGUGGGUCAUCUGAUACUUAAAUACCUGUGUCCAGCCAUGAGAAACAUUCUUCAGGAUGGGUUGAAGGCAUAUGUUCUGGACGUGAUUGUGGGACAAAGGAAGAACCUGCCAUGGACUGUGAUUGAGGCCUCCACUCAGCUUGGUCCUUCGACCAAGGCACUCAACAAUCUGUUUUGCAAGAUAAGUCAGUACACUGAAUUAACUAAUCACAGCAUUAGAUUUAAUGCUUUCAUCUUUGGUCUUCUCAAUAUUAGGUCCUUGGAAUUUUGGUUUAACCACUUAAACAAUCAUGAAGAUAUUAUUGGUGUCCACUAUCUGCCCACUGGCUUCCUGGCACUAUCGCACAGUGUUUGCCAACCGCUGUUUGAGGAGCUGCUUCUUUUACUGCAGCCUCUUUCAUUGCUUCCCUUCGAUCUGGAUUUGAUGUUUGAGCACCAAGUUAUGCAAAUGAACAAGGAGCAACUGAAGAAGAAGGAGCAACUGCGGGUGAAGCAGGACCUGCUGCAGUCUGUGCACUCCACCUUCCAGCUGAUGAGAACCAAAGGCGAUGGCGUUAGCUUCAGUUCUGGGCCUGAAACAAACAGAGAGAGCAGAUCGGAAGGAAUUGCACAAAGUGAAGAUGCAAAGGUUGCAACAGCAAGAGAUGGAAUAUUCGUGGAUGAACCAGAUGAAGAUGUACAGACUAUGGAGAGAAAGAGUAAAGAGAAAGUGAUUGCGAUGAAGAAGGAUAAGCAGGCAGGGUGGUGGUACCAGCUCAUGCAGAGCUCCCAGGUGUAUAUUGAAGGGUCUGGGGAUGGAUCAAAUUUUGUAAAAUGGGAGAAGAGAAAGAAGCAAAGUACAGCUGCAGCACCUCAAUGGCAAAGGGGAGGAAUAGAGAAGGUGCCCCUGCGAGAAGGUGUUGCAGAAGGAGCGGAGAAUGGGUCCGUUUGUGGACUGGAAAAAUCAAACAUUACAAGUGUUCCAUGUCGUCACUCCAGAGAGGGAGCAGCAGCUAAGGAACAUCGGGGGGAAGCUCAGACCAAGGGCCCUAAAAAGGAAGCUAAGCCCUCCUGGAUGGGCAGCCCUCCAGAGUCUAUGCUCCACGAACUUAAACCCAGUAAAGCAAAUGGAAACAUGGUGACACGUGAACAAGCUGCAGAAGGAAAGCCAAGCCAAGAGCUUGCCGCGGGCAGGCCAGGGAUGUGGUGGGGUCGCUUGUUUGGUGCAAGUGUAAAUCAGACUAGAAAGGAAGAACCAUGUCUGGGGAAAUCCCAGAGAAGCAGGUUGCCCUCUGGCUGGUUGGGACUUGAUCAAUCAGUGUAUGAUCUAAUGGUGCAAACUAUGGGAACUGGGAAAUGGAGAGGACCUCCACCCACAGUAGAACAAACCCCACAACAGUCUGGAGGUAGUCAGCCUGAAUCUCAAGAAACAAAAGCUCAGCAUGAGCGAACAGUGAAAGCACUUUGUCAUCACAUAGCAACCGAGAAGGGACAGCUGAGCUUUAAGAAAGGCGACAUUCUGAGGGUGGUAUCCAAAGUCGAUGCAGAUUGGCUGCUGUGUGGCCUUGGUGCUGAGUGUGGAUUGGUACCCAUUAUGUACGUGACUCAUCCAGAAGAUGAAGACUAUUAAUCUGAAUGCUCAAAGAACUGUGCAAAAUGAAUGGUGGUGGGUGGGAGAGAACGGAGAGAAAGUGAACAAAUUAACUUCCAACAAGAUCAAAUCAAGCAAAAGAAACACAAAAUUGCCAAUAUUUAUUUGCUUAUUCCUUUAAUCGUCAUUGAGUGCAUUCAGUAAACAAUAACAAAUAGGAAAUAUUUCUCCUCACUCAAUUCUCGUUCUAGUGUUAGUGACUAUAUGCAUGCAUGGCACACAACCCCAUUUGUUCUAAUUUUCACAUGCCUUGAAUAGUAUAUGAGCAGCUUUAAAUUUGACAGCCUUUCCUGUAAGUGGUACAGAAUUAGUAUAUGUUACAGUUUUUAUUAUUUAAUAAUGUACAUCAAAGUUUUAUUUGAGAUUGUGUAAAUUGCAUGAAUUUGUGACGUGCAGACAACAGGCAGUAUUUCUGUUUGUGAAAGACAGUAUUGGUGCCUUGAUUGGAUGCUGGAGGGUGACUUUGCUGCCUACCCUUGCAAACCAUUCGAUGAGAAUGUUUCAUGUUUCAGCUAGCAGAGGAAUCAAUGAAAAUAUAACAAUUUGUAGUAAUAUAUACCUCCUGCUUGUACAUAUGCA
This is a messenger RNA of Callorhinchus milii (elephant shark), 5488 nucleotides long. RefSeq names its product RUN and SH3 domain containing 2 (gene rusc2). Gene Ontology annotation, molecular function: protein binding. Bases 95 to 4888 code for a protein of 1597 amino acids. The transcript has 11 exons. Gene Ontology annotation, cellular component: cytoplasmic vesicle. The record is from RefSeq and is a predicted model, not a curated record. Lineage: Eukaryota; Metazoa; Chordata; Chondrichthyes; Chimaeriformes; Callorhinchidae.